This is a messenger RNA of Gigantopelta aegis, 2174 nucleotides long. Its product is annotated as phospholipase A2 group XV-like. Bases 30 to 1253 code for a protein of 407 amino acids. Lineage: Eukaryota; Metazoa; Mollusca; Gastropoda; Neomphalida; Peltospiridae. The record is from RefSeq and is a predicted model, not a curated record. The transcript has 6 exons. Gene Ontology annotation, biological process: lipid metabolic process.
CCAGUAUAUAGUCAUACAACAUCGCAAAUAUGUGGUUUAUUAAAUUAAGGCUUUGUUCCUGUUCAUCAUUUUUGUUAAUUUUAAUACUAAUUUGUCCAAGUUUAGGAAAACCCAAAAAUCCAGUGAUAUUAGUACCGGGUGAUGGAGGCAGUCAGAUUCUGGCUAAACUGAACAAGUCGUCUGUGGUGCACUAUAUCUGUGAGAAGACCACUGCUGACUACUACAGUCUUUGGCUCAACUUGGAGAUGAUGAUCCCGGAAGUGAUUGACUGCUUUGUCGACAACAUGAGACUUGUGUAUCACCCUGAAAAUCACACCACAAGUAACUCUCCUGGGGUUGACACGAAAAUCCCAGGCUUUGGGAAGACUGAACACAUUGAGUGGCUAGAUCCUGAUGUGCACGUUCACUAUUCAUCCACUUCCUACUACAACCCAAUAGUGGAGGCCUUGGUUCUGUGGGGCUAUGAACGGGACGUCAGCAUCAGGGGAGCUCCGUAUGAUUUCAGAAAGGCUCCUAAUGAACUGGGUCAGUUUUUCUUCGACUUCCAACUGCUGGUGGAGGAUACAUAUGUAAAGAAUAACAACAGCAAGGUGAUAGUGUUGGCUCACAGCAUGGGCAAUGCCAACAUGCUGUACUUCUUCAACCAGCGGCCGCAGUCGUGGAAAGAUAAGUUCAUCAAGUUCUGGAUCAGUCUGUCGGGAGUCUGGGCAGGAGCUGUGAAACCCCUGAGGCUCAUGGCAUCAGGAGACUCUCUGAACAUUCCACUGGUCUCAGCCAUGUCUAUUCGUAUUGAACAGCGCUCCAUGAUGAGUACAGCAUUCCUUAUGCCAUCUGACAAGUUCUGGGGCAACAACGAAGUCCUGGUCUCGCGGCCCGGCAAGAAUUACACAGUGAACGAUUAUGAGCAGUUCUUCAAGGAUCUCUUCUUCAGCACAGGCUACUCCAUGAGAAAAGACGUCGACCAUCUGAUCAGAGAUCUCAAGCCGCCCAUGGUCGAUGUUUAUUGUCUCCACGGUACCAAUGUUUCUACCCCCGGCAUGCUGAAUUACAGUGAAGGGCAAUGGCCAGAUUCGCAGCCCACAGUGGUUCCCGAUAAUGGUGACGGCACAGUGAAUAUUCGGAGUUUACAGGGUUGUCUGGCUUGGCAGAAAUCUCAGAAAGUUGUCCACAAGGUUUUCAACAAGGUGGAACAUACGGAAAUCCUCAUGGACAAAGAUGUCAUUGAUUAUUUAAAAACUAUUCUCAAAAGUUGAUGUCAUCGGCUGCUUAUUUUUAAUGUGUAUGCAAGUAACGGAUGGUAAGAAUUCAGAAUUCGGUUCCUAGUGCAUUACCAUUUUACUUGCAUUGUUGGAAAUGUUAGAUUAUAUGCAAUUCAUAUAAAAAAAAGUGAUCAUUCUAUUAUCCCAAGUGGAGUGUGAUGGGUGUGUAUAUACAGCUCACACCUACCCUAUCCUUUUUUAGUUAAGAACCUUUUUGAAAACACAAAAACCCUAAAGUAUUGGUCCAAUUUGUUCAAAGGAAAUUGAUAUUUUAUUUCACAACACUCCUGCAUAUAUGUUUAAUUUAUAACAGGCUUGAAAUUAUAGUAAUUGUGACACAUCCUACAAAAUAUCUUUGUAAUUUAAUUUAUAAAAGACAAGAUAACACAUGCAAUAAUUGCUUUUGAUAUAUCUGUUGAAGCUUAAACUUUAUGAUUUUGCCUCUAACCCCACCCAUAUUUUAUGCAGUUUGAGUUUUGUGAGUUGAUUGUAGUGCAAACCUAAACAAAAUUAAAAUAGAAUUGAAUACUAAAUUUGUUGGCAGCUAUCACAUUUUCAUUAUACAGUCUCUUUGAUAAAAUCGUAUUUGAAAUUUUGAUUACUGUUUUACAGGCAAUCUAGUAUUUGAGAGUUCCUUUGUCACUGUUUAAUAUCAAAGUUGCCACCAUUGAUAUUAUGACAACUGCUUGUUUGAAAUGUUUAUGUAUCAUGUGCAUAAUGUAUAUAAAUAUCUUUGUUGUGUGUUUAUGACAUCUGUUGAGUUCAUAUUUAAAUAUUAGAUCACAAGCAUGUCAAGAUCUGUCCACUAAAGUCCGAACCAAAUUGUUAACAACUACAAUAAAUUACUCUCCUACCUUUAAUUACCGUUACAUAUCCGCAAACUUUUGUCCAGACACAAGUUGUGAAAAAACCAUU